UCAAGUUGCCAUAGCUGCGAGUCCGGGGUGAGCAGAGUCGGUUGCGCCGCAGCGUUGCGUCAGUUGCACCUUCGGGGUAGCUGGUAGCCGGGGGAGCCGGGUGGGACCUCGGCAAUGAUCCGGCGUUAAGAACCUGGAGUCACCUUGGGUCUAAGGUGUUUUGGGGGAAGUGUAGAGGCAACCCAGAAAAUCAUCUACUGGACUGGACCUUUUGCCCGGAAUCUCAUGAAGAAAUGAUAGGAGGCAGGCAUCUGUGCCUAAGACGAGCACUGAGCUCAAAGGACAGCAGCCCAGAGUUCUGGGAGUGUACGGUGAUUUGUAUACAUCAAUGGCAGAAUCAUCCAGUGAUUCAGACCACUUUCGCUAUCAUAACCGAUUGAGUCGAUGGGCAACCAGGACAGUUCACAGGGAAACUGGAAGUCAUCCUACAGUAGAUGUCACCGCUAAGGUCAACACUAUCACCAGUACUUUACAGGACACCAGUCGGAACCUUCGACAAGUGGAUGAGAUGCUUGGGCGAUAUCGAGACUACAGCAUUGGCCAGGCAGGUGCUAUUGAGCAGUUAAAGGAAGAUUUGGAGCACUCAAUAAGCCAACUGCGGAGUCAGCGCUUACAGAGAAACUCAGGAGGGAGAAGUGUUUCUGUCACCAGCUUGAGUGCCAGUGAUCUCGAUGGUGGCGCUGUGGCAGAGAGUCUCCGCUUUACUCCUACCUCACCUCUGAAGGACUACGAGCCACAGGGUCUUAAACGAAACAGGUCCAGAACUGGUGUUCGGUUUGUUCGGGAGACAGAUGACAUGGUCCAGCUUCAUGCUUUUCACCAGUCCCUCCGAGACCUCAGCAGUGAACAAGUCCGGCUUGGUGAUGAUUUCAACAGAGAGCUUUCUAGAAGAAGCCGGUCGGAUGCUGAAACCAAAAGGGCUUUGGAAGAAUUGACCAAAAAGCUCAAUGAAGCCCAGAAACAAGAUGUGGUUUCAGAUCGAGUGGAGCGGCGGCUUCAGGAAAUAGAAAGAGAGAUGCGCACAGAACGAGAGCUGGUGGAGCGACGCCAGGACCAGUUGGGACUCGUGUCCUUGAAGCUUCAGGAGGCACUGAAGAAGCAAGAAGCUAAAGCAGAUGAGAAUGAGGACGCAAUGAGGAAGAAGCUGCUACAAUCUGAAACUGAGAAGAGCCAGCUGGAACAGGAGUUGGAGUUCUCACGCCGGCUGCUGAGUCAAUCUGAAGGCAGCAGAGAAACACUUUUGCAUCAGGUGGAAGAACUACGUACCCAACUUACCAAAGCGGAAGGUGACCGGAAGGGUUUACAGCAUCAAGUAUCUUCCAUUUCCAAGCAACAGUUAAUCCACCAGGAUGAUCUAAGAGAUGACUGGAGGUUUAGAAGAGGGGUCGAGCGGGAGAAGCAGAGUCUGGAGAGGCAGAUGGCGGAGCUGCGAGUGCACCUGAACUUCAACGCCAUGGCUUCCGAGUUAGAGGAGGUGAAGCGCUGCAUGGAGCGGAAAGAGCAGGAGAAAGCCAGUUUGUCAGCACAAGUCGAGACUCUAACACGUGACUUGGAGUUCAGGGAAAAACAACAACUGCAGAUGUUAGAUCAACUUAAGGAGAUCCAGAAUCACUUUGAGACCUGUGAGGCUGAUCGUAAGCGCAGUGACCUUCAGAUCUCAGAGCUGAGUCACCACGCAGAGGACGCAACCAAGCAGGCAGAGCACUACCUUAGUGAGUUCCAGAGGUCAGAAGCCCUGCGAGAGGAGGCAGAGAAGAGGAGAGAAGACCUGAAAACAAAGGCCCAGGACUCCAUCCGUCAGUGGAAGCAGAAGCAUAAGAAGCUGGAGCGGGCACUGGAGAAACAAGCAGAAACCCUGGACCAGCUGACAGAUAAGAACAAUCAGAUUCUAAAGGAGAAGGACGAUUUGAAAAGCCAGCUUUAUCCAGCCUUACAGCAAAUAGAAAGUCUCAGGAAGGAGCUCAAUGAUGUCUUGACCAAGUGUGCCCAGCAGGAGGAGGAGCUUCACUGUAAGGAGAAAAAACUCAGUGACGUUGAGUCUCACCAAGCUGAACUUGAGCUGGAGGUCAAGAAUUCCCUAGACACCAUCCAUCGACUGGAGAGUGAACUGAAAAGACAGAGUAAGAUGCAAAGCCAGAUCAAAGCUGAGAAAAUUCACCUGGAGGAAGAAAUCGCAGCGCUCAAGAUGAGCCAGGCCCAGGACAAAGCCAAACUUCUUGAGAUGCAAGAGGCCAUCAAGGACUUGAGCGCCAUCCGAGCAGAUCUCGCUAAUAAAUUGGCUGAAGAAGAGAGAGCCAAGAAAGCUGUGCUCAAGAACCUUUCGGAACUGACGGCCCAGGCAAAGUCUAAAGAGGAAGAAACGGCUACCAUUAUCACACAGUUAAAGUUAGAACGAGACGUUCACCAGAGGGAGCUGGCAGAUCUCACAUCAUCACUGCACAGUGUGAAAACAAAGCAUGAACAGAAUAUCCAGGAGCUGAUGAAGCACUUUAAGAAAGAAAAGAGCGAAGCAGAGAAUCACAUCAGGACACUGAAGGCAGAAAGCCUGGAAGAUAAGAACAUGGCUAAAGCCCACCGCUGUCAGCUAGAGAAACUGAAAUCCCAGUGUGAGAAGCUGACAGAGGAAUUAGCCCAGAAUGAAAAUGAGAACAAAACACUGAAGCUGAAGUACCAGUGUUUGAAGGACCAACUAGAGGAAAAGGAAAAACAUAUAAGUAAUGAAGAAGAGCACUUACGGAGGAUGGAAGAGGCCAGGCUCCAGCUGAAGGAUCAACUUCUUUGUUUGGAGACAGAACAAGAAUCCAUUCUUGGUGUAAUAGGAAAGGAAAUUGAUGCAGCUUGUAAAACUUUCUCCAAAGAUUCAUUGGAGAAAUUGAAAGUAUUUACCUCUGGUCCUGAAAUACAUUAUGACCCACAUCGCUGGUUAGCUGAAAGCAAGACCAAGCUUCAGUGGCUCUGUGAGGAGCUCAAGGAGAGAGAGAGCAGAGAGAAGAACAUGCGGCAGCAGCUGGUGCUGUGCCGACAGGAGCUCAGGGAGCUGACGGAGCACAAGGAGUCUGAGCUGCUGUGUCUGUUCGAGCACAUAGAGAGGCAGGAGCAGCUUCUGGAGGAGUUCCACCAGGAGAAGAGAGGUCUGUUGGAAGAAACUCAAAGAAAAGAUGAAGAAAUGGAAACUCUACAGGACCGUGUAAAUGCAUUAGAAACGAGUACCCGAGUGGCCUUAGACCAUCUGGAGUCUGUGCCUGAGAAACUAAGCCUUCUAGAGGAUUUCAAAGACUUCCGAGUUUCCUCCAGUUUAUCUGAGAAAACUGAUGGCAGAUAUUCUAAAUACAGAAUUCACAGAGAUGCUGUUCAACAGCGCCGAGAUGACACAAGAUACAGAAUCAAGAGCCUUAAAGACGACAGGCCCUUUUCUGGAGGUUCCCACUUCCGUGGCCUAGAUCACUCAACCUCUUGGCAGGAUGGCAGUUACUUCCUGUCUAGUCCACACUUCAACUUGGGUGUCUUCCACAACAUUCAGUGUCUACGAGUUACAUUUGAAGUGAUGUGGGAUUCCCCUCUGUAUGAGCCUUGCCAGCAUUUACCAAAAGAGCCAUUACCCCAGAUCCAGCUUCAAUCAAGGAAGAUGCCACAAGUUUACCAGUGAAUGGAACAACUCCACAGUCCAAGAAGGAGGAAUAUGAGAGCAAAAUAUGCAAAAUGUAAUUCACAACCUUACUUGAGUAUUUUACAAAUAACGCCCCAUGGUUCUUUUUGCCAUUUGGCUCAGAUUAUCCAAAGACACCAUGUGGCUUUGGCUCCUUGGCCCUGCCAGGCAUUGACUAACGUGGCGUCACAGUCAGUUUUUGUGAGUAAGAGUAAGUUUAACCCGUGGAAGUAAUCUCAACGUAUGAGUGGUACACAGCUCAUUUAGAGGCAGCUCCUACAGGCAGAGAGCUAUCACAUUUUGCUCUGUAUUUCCCCAUUUUCGGUGUCAUACUUUUCCAGCCCAGCCUUGAAUUUAUAAUUGAUGCCUUUCAAAAUUGACUGGCUGAGAGGGGUGGGAGAAACAUUCCCUUCAGGUAAAGGUACCCAGCAGUUUAGGUUCAGGAGCAUUUGGACAUGACUGAUUUUUAAGUGCUUUCUCCCUAAUCAGUUCUCCUGUGUUGUAACAUAUCAUGAAGAUGCCUGUGUAAUAUUAGACUGCCCUUUAAAUCUUCACAUCAAUCGCCCGUCAUCUCAGCAGCCUAUUACGUGUAGUUUCUUAUACCUACUCCAAUCGUCAUUUUUAAUUGCAAAAAAAAAAGUCAUAAAUGAUAGCUGAACCGUAGAGCACUGUGAAGAAGCCACAGCACCAUUUAUUUAUUUGUCAUGGCCAAAUGUCCCGCUGUGAUCACCCCAGGCAUAGCCUGGAUAAUCUCUGGUUUGCUCUGACUCAAGUCCCAGCACCGCUCUCCUGUGACAGUGGGGUUCACUCCGCAAGAGCCCCUGUAUACUUUGGUACUACCUGACCACUCCUCACAUGCCAGCACUGUCAACAUCAUCGAGUUUGUAAAACCUCGUGCCUUUCCAUGUCCAUCUACCAGUGAAGAAAAUUUUAUAUAAAAUGCUAAGCAAUGGUCAUCAUCCAGGAAGUGGGCCCCGCUGGGCCAAGGUGGAAAGACUCUGCACAGAUACAGAAACAAUAAAGCAGUCCUUUGUAAUGUA
Molecule: messenger RNA, 4686 nt
Organism: Arvicola amphibius (Eurasian water vole)
Lineage: Eukaryota; Metazoa; Chordata; Mammalia; Rodentia; Cricetidae
Gene: Cep128
Product: centrosomal protein 128
Exons: 26
Coding region: 329-3646 (1105 amino acids)
Source: RefSeq, a predicted model, not a curated record